AUGACCAGAUCGUUCAAGGGCAACAACGUCACUGCAGGCGCCCAGGCGACAACGGGCAUCCGUGCACCUGGUGCAGCGUACGCCAGUUCAACCCUAGUGACGACCGCCGAGGGCAAGGUUGUCGAGAUUGGCAGCGUCCGUCGCGGCGACCGGUUGUUGGGCCCUGAUGGCAGCUCGUGCGAGGUGCUAGAUGUGACGUCUGGCACCGGUUCACCUACAACAACACUUUCCAUGGUGCGCGUGCCGUACAGCCAUACGGCUGCGAUGCUGGUGAAGCACAGUGGUGUGGACGAGCAAAUCAUCACGGAACGAUUGAACUCGCUGCUGGGCGGCGGCGAGUUCCCAACUGAACCACUGUCCCAGCCGGAGGCAGGCGAUGUGCCAGAGGACAGGGCCGUCCACGACGUGCAGUCUUUCGUCGACGCCAUUAAACAUGGAGUCGCCUGGAUGCUCGAGCUCAAUGGUGUCAUGAACGUGUGCGUUGGCCCCAAAGCCUACUCGGUGAAAAUUCGGGUCUUCAACGACGAUUUGUCAAGAAGCACUCGCUUGGUCUACUUCAGUUUCGACCAGACGUUCACGGGUCAAUCGGCGGGAGGGCACAAAACGACUUGGUAUGCAAGCAAAGAGGCGGCCUAUGACGCUGCCGUUACAUUUGCGCGCGCACAUCAAGACAGUGGAAUCACCCUCGGUAACCUCACGACACGCUGGCAAAUUGAGAGAUCGGAUAUGGACAAGCCCAUGCGCUACAGCAGGGUCGAUGCCGCUAUUCCAGGCAUGAACCUCAUGCAGUGUGGACAAUCCGACCCCUACCUGUUUGUCCAGGCGUACAAGAGGUACAAUUUCGUAGGCCCGGUGACACUUGACUACCUGGAACUCGCGGCAUACUUGGCCAUGCCGCCCAACGAGCAGAAGCUCUGGCGCGUCGCUCGCGCCGGCGCGAUGGACUUUCCGGACAAGGACGACCCCCCUACACCCCCAGUUCUUUGGCCUGUGGCUGGGCGAUGGUUCACGCAAGUCAACAGCCAUCUGAAACUUCGAUGA
Molecule: messenger RNA, 1041 nt
Organism: Apiotrichum porosum
Lineage: Eukaryota; Fungi; Basidiomycota; Tremellomycetes; Trichosporonales; Trichosporonaceae
Exons: 6
Coding region: 1-1041 (346 amino acids)
Source: RefSeq, a predicted model, not a curated record